AUGCAGAAAGCUAAGAAAGUCGUUGACAACCUCAUUUCCAAAGAUGGAAAACACGAUACUACCGUCGACGAAGAAGUGCGACGGCCUGUGACCGAAGAGCAUGUUCGGCCCCAGGAGCAUGAACGUGUCGCCACAGCUCGUGAUAAAGAGGUCCAUCAAGAUCAUCACCAUACAACAGUACAACCGGUUAAAGAUAGUGAAACUCUUCCCGAGAAACAUUCUCACAAAGUUUUACCCACCGAGGAAAGAACUUAUGAGCACAACAAUAACAAGGAAGUUGAGGGACUCCUUAAACGUGAUGAGGCCAAGUAUAAAGACACGUCUGCUGUCCACGACACUACCCAUACCUCGUCUGAAGCGCCCACCACCACCGGUGAGCGAUGGCACCACCACGUUCACGAGCACGUCCAACCGGUUAUCGAAAAAGAAACUGUGGCUCCAAAAGUUGUCCACACGACUGCUCCUAUUCAUGAAGUCCAUCACACCACAUCGGCACACCACGGGACCAAAGUCUUGCCUCCCAAGACAAUGGACGAAUUCACUGGCGGUCAUGGUUCACUUCGGAGCCACGGAGCCAACAAGACUGGAGAAUUUGAGGGUUGUCCAAAGUUUGAUCGCAAUGAUUUGGAGAAAAAGAAUCAGGCGCAGGGAGUUGGUCGUUGA
Messenger RNA from Trichoderma asperellum CBS 433.97, 663 nucleotides. RefSeq lists its product as uncharacterized. Lineage: Eukaryota; Fungi; Ascomycota; Sordariomycetes; Hypocreales; Hypocreaceae. The record is from RefSeq and is a predicted model, not a curated record.